This is a messenger RNA of Ceraceosorus guamensis, 1804 nucleotides long. RefSeq names its product Aspartate/glutamate/uridylate kinase. The transcript has 6 exons. The record is from RefSeq and is a predicted model, not a curated record. Lineage: Eukaryota; Fungi; Basidiomycota; Exobasidiomycetes; Ceraceosorales; Ceraceosoraceae. Bases 214 to 1527 code for a protein of 437 amino acids.
AAUAAUCAAGAAUGACCGGCCAGUACAGCGACUCGGAGCGAAAGGCCAGUACAGCGACUCGGAGCGAAAGGCAAAACAUCUCAAUGUCAAUUAGCACACACCGCAAUCUAGCGACCGCGAUGACGCUCUCUCAUAUACGGGCCGGUAGCCAGCGAUCUCUGGUCUCUAACGCUGUCAGCCCCCUAUCCUCCCUCCACGGAAACAGCUGCCACCAUGGAGUCUCUACCGCAAGCAAGCGCUUCCUUGCCAUGGAGCGUGCACAAGAUUGGAGGCACCUCCAUCGCACGGUAUCUCGAUCACAUCGUCGACAAUAUCGUCGCCCCCCGUGCGACUUCGGAGCGCCUCGUGAUCGUGUGCAGUGCCAGAUCGCUCGCAUCCAAAGCAAAAGGCACCACUUCCACGUUGCUCGAAGCGGCGGAAAAGGCCGCCGAGUCGCGUGGCACCUCACAGCGUCGCGCCUCUGACGCACGCGGUCGAGAUCAGCGCUGGCGCUUGGACUGCUUUGCGCAGGCAGAUCCAGCUCCUUUACGGUCACCUCUGCUCUCACCUCUCCAGAACCCUUCAGGCGUACCGCUGGACCGCGUCACGUCGGCGCUGUUGGACCGCGCUCGAGAGCGCUCCACAAGUGCGAGCACCAGGGCAUCCUCGGCGAGCACAAGGACAUCCUCGACGCUGUCCUCGAUGCGCAAUUCCUUGAUAGAUUUUGCCGACAUUCAAGAGAGUCCCCCCAGCAGUCGGGCUUCGGUAGACGAACGAUUUGAUCCGCGCACAGCAGAGGAAUUUGGCUGGCUUUCGGACAUCCAAGCACUCCAAGAAGACCACUUUGCCGCCGUGCGCACUCACUGCCAAGAUGCGUCGAUCGCGGAAAAGUGCCUGUCGGAUCUGUCUUGCGAUUUCGACGAGCUGUACGCAGUCUUGGCUGCCGUCGAGACUCUUGGAUUCUUGAGCGCCCAGAUGAAGGAACGCAUCGUCGCCUUUGGAGAGUUGUGGUCGACGAGAGUGCUGACUGCAGCACUCUGCAGCAAGCACCUCGACGCCUCGGUGGUCAGGCUCGACUCGCUCGCGCUGGACUGGGACACGUGCAGUGCCGACCAGGUCGAAGAGCGCGUCGUCCGGGCGAUACGCGAUGAGCUCGCGCACAAUUCCUCGCGCGUGCUCGUCGUGCCUGGCUACUAUGGACCCUUGCCGUACGCCCUGCUCGAAACCGUCGGCCGUGGGUACAGCGAUCGGUGCGCUUCCUUGUGUGCCGAUGCGCUCAGCGUGUCGUGCAUGUUUAUUUGGAAAGAGGUGGCUGGAAUUCUGCAGGCAAAUCCGAACGUGGCUGCCGACGCCAAAGUCAUCUCCGCCAUCACGAGGAGAGAGGCGCAUGAACUGGCAAAGUACGGAAACGAAGUCAUCAAUGCAGAGUCUUUCUCUUCUGCCCAACGUUCACUUGAUCACUCACGCGCUCGGCUCACCGGCAGCAGUCGCCUUGGCCGCAGAGGUUUCCCGCGGCGACUUUGCAAGGGCUAUUGCGACCCAGUCUGAUGGAGAAGCAAUGACCGUCUGGCUGCAGGCAAAUCCCGCAGAGCUCACGAGGCUGACGCAAGCGGCAGCAUCCUCGAAAGUCGAGCUCGUUCGAGAUGAAGCAGUAACGCUGCUCGCUCUCACAGGAAGCCGAGACGACGCCACGGCCAAGCUGUGCGUCGCGCUUCCUGCCAUACAACCCCCACCAUUAUCCAUCUCGAUGUGCGCAUUCCCCCUCACCACGCUGUUUGCGGUGCGCUCUUGCAACGCCGAAGAGAAUGUGAGGCGAGUGCAUGCA